This is a messenger RNA of Camelus dromedarius (Arabian camel), 3070 nucleotides long. It is a transcript of the gene KCNJ1, whose product is annotated as potassium inwardly rectifying channel subfamily J member 1. Gene Ontology annotation, cellular component: plasma membrane. Gene Ontology annotation, biological process: regulation of monoatomic ion transmembrane transport; potassium ion import across plasma membrane. The transcript is spliced from 2 exons. The coding region runs from base 608 to 1783 and encodes 391 amino acids. Lineage: Eukaryota; Metazoa; Chordata; Mammalia; Artiodactyla; Camelidae. The record is from RefSeq and is a predicted model, not a curated record. Gene Ontology annotation, molecular function: ATP-activated inward rectifier potassium channel activity.
AGCUCCUGCUACGUGUAACUUUAAUGCCACCUCCAGGCCUUGGGCUCGGGGACACUUCUCUGGCCCUCAUGUAGGACGCUCCUGGGACACCCCCACGGUUUUCUACCGCUCAGGUGUCAUACUGCGUUUGAUUGUUCAUCAGCCCGUUUACAUCUCCCACCUGCACUAGAAACGUCUUCAGGAUGACAGAGACCGUGCCCACUUGGUGAAGGACGGCUUCCCCGGUGUCUAGCACACACGCUAGAACCAACACAUCAUCGCUGCUGAAUGAUGGAUACACAAACUACUGUACACGGAAGUGUGCUUACUGUCCAUGGAUGGGUCUUUGCAGGAGGCGGUCAUCCAGCUCAUCGAGAUCUUUGAGCAGAGCUGCUCCUUUGGGAUUACACAAACCACACCACAUUGUAAUUGCUGAUUUACUGCGUUCACUUCCCCUUCGACUGCCAGCUCCCUGAGAACAGGGGCGGAGUUCUAUCUGUCUUUGAAACCCUGCACAAAAAGCACACACACUCCAUGUUUGGAAAGUUUAUCAAAAGUCUAUUUUUUUGAGAAUGGAUUAUUUACAGAAAAAGAAUGCUGAAGCAGUGAGGAACAUGGCGAUAAUACAAUGCACCAGCUUUGCCAGCCCAUUAAGAAGACCUUGACCAGGUUGUUGACAGAAAGAAUGCUCAAACAUCUGAGGAAAUGGUUUGUCACUCGCUUCCUGGGGCAUUCCCGGCAAAGAGCAAGGCUGGUCUCCAAGGAUGGAAGGUGCAACAUCGAGUUCGGCAAUGUGGAGGUGCAGUCCAGGCUUAUAUUUUUUGUGGACAUCUGGACAACUGUGCUUGACCUCAAGUGGAGAUACAAAAUGACCAUCUUCAUCACUGCCUUCUUGGGGAGCUGGUUCUUCUUCGGUCUCCUGUGGUAUGCAGUCGCCUACCUUCACAAAGACCUCCCUGAGUUCCAUCCUUCUGUCAACCACACCCCUUGCGUGGAGCACAUUAAUGGCUUGACCUCAGCUUUUCUCUUUUCUCUGGAAACGCAAGUCACCAUCGGAUAUGGAUUCCGGUGUGUGACAGAACAGUGCGCCACCGCCAUCUUUCUGCUGAUCGUCCAGUCUAUUCUCGGAGUCAUCAUCAAUUCCUUCAUGUGUGGCGCCAUUUUAGCCAAGAUCUCCAGACCCAAGAAACGUGCCAAGACCAUUACUUUCAGCAAGAAUGCAGUGAUCAGCAAGCGGGGUGGGAAGCUUUGCCUCCUGAUCCGAGUGGCUAAUCUUCGGAAGAGCCUCCUAAUUAGCAGCCACAUUUACGGAAAGCUUCUGAAGACCACAGUCACUCCCGAAGGAGAGACCAUUAUCUUGGACCAGAUCAAUAUCAACUUUGUGGUCGAUGCAGGAAAUGAAAAUUUAUUCUUCAUCUCCCCCCUGACGAUUUACCACGUCAUUGAUCACAGCAGCCCCUUCUUCCACAUGGCCGCGGAAACCCUGCCCCAGCAGGACUUUGAACUAGUGGUGUUUUUAGAUGGCACAGUGGAAUCAACCAGUGCUACCUGCCAAGUCCGGACAUCCUAUGUCCCAGAAGAGGUCCUCUGGGGCUACCGUUUUGCCCCCAUAGUAUCCAAGACCAAGGAAGGGAAAUACCGCGUGGAUUUCCAUAACUUCAGCAAGACGGUGGAAGUGGAAACUCCCCACUGUGCCAUGUGCCUUUACAAUGAGAAGGAUGCUAGAGCCAGGAUGAAGAGAGGCUAUGACAACCCCAACUUCAUCUUGUCAGAAGUCAACGAAGUAGAUGACACCAAAAUGUAACAGUGGCUUUUCCACACGAGGAAAGCAGCAUCGUGACAGGACCUAGUGACUAGAAGCAAUAUGAAACAGCCAGCAAUUCGGGGUUAUGAAAGUAUGACCAGAGCCUUUAUAACCUUCCAGCGCAAUGCCCCUGAAGCCUGCAACCAGGAUGCUACGAGACACGCAGCUCUCCAAGGCAACUGCAUUAGAACAUGGAGUGGAUUUAUAGGAAUCUGGAAUCUGGAAGCCACAGAAGCUUAUAUAGCGUCUUGAAUAGGCUUAUUUGAAAUCAUGCAGUGUUGAUGGGAACAGAAAAAAUCAUCCAAAGCCUCAUGGAAAGACCAAAGGAGAUCUUUUUAAAAAUCUCCCUGAAGGAGUUAUGAGCUUUAGGUAGGAUCAGGGGAAAACUAUAUUCUCAUUUUGAUUCUACUGAAAAGAAAGAAGCCACUUUUAUUUUAACAUUGGGUUUUUUUUUUUUUUUCAACGGAAGGAUUGUCUCCCAAGUUGGGGGAGGUGAACCAGUCAAAGACAAGAAAAAACACUGCUACGUGGGGACACUGGUGAGGCUCUGACCUCCUCCAUCCUGGUUGUUGGAGCUUCCGUCUUGGCCUGGGUCACGCUGGGUUUCCAGAGGAGCAAGGAAAGGCUCGGUCCGUGGACUCCAUGAGUCUACCUCUACCUACCCAACGUGGUGAGCAGCGCGGAGCCCAGCCUGCUCUGCGGCAUAUCCAGACUCUGCAGCCAAGCUGGGUUUCAGCCCAGCUGAUCUCACGUGACAUAUUUCAACAGAGGCUGAACCACCACGCUAGAACUUCGAUGAGCAUCUUCCUGUGAGGAAAAAAUGCUCAAUCUGAAAAUGGGGGUAAAAUUUCUUCCAAUUUGUGUUAGAUGGGGUCAGGGGCUACACACCUGUUAAAAGAGUAUUUCCUGAUCUUCCAAGAAGGCAAUGAAGAACUUGAAGGUGCAAAGUCAGUUUAGAAGGGAAAGGACUGCUAAUGCCUCUGAGAAAAUGUACCUUGUGUUUUUUGGUGGAGGGUUUGGAGGAUCGUGACGGGAGGGGAAUGGGAUGUGAGCCCACAGUGGGGAAAGUGCUGGGCCUUCCUUUCUCCGAGGCCCAACACCACGUCUUCCACACAGAGACCAACGUCAUAUAAGGACUGAUUGGUGGGGAAGGUUUUACUGCAAACUCUUGUUCUGUUCCCUACCUACGUUGUUUCGAAUGUAUUCUGGAGAGGAUGGUACUCAAAGCUGCUUAGGAAUCAAAAUAUUUCAGUGUGUUGAUUAAUACAUUAAAUCUCUGAAACUGUC